AUGCCUUCGAAGGUUGCCCUGGUCGUGUGCGCCCUCGUCUGCGGCUCUGUCGCUGCAGUCCUGCCUAAGCGCGACAAAACCAUCACCAUCCCAGAUGAUGUCCAAUGGCACCCGGAGACGCAGGACAUUUGCACUGCGACGCAAUAUACCGAUGUCAUUAGUUUCUUCCUGGGCAACUACUUGACCCAUGCGGCUACGGUGGUCAAGUUCCCGGGCGAGCCUUUCUGUAUCACUCUCUUGAACAUGGUCCUAGUCAUUCUGUUCCCCUGCUUGGGCGCCGGCCGUGGGCUUAUGAUGAUCCUUCGGCCCUCGGUCAGAUUUAAGCACCCUCUUCAACGGGCGCUUCACUCUUCAGCGCUGGUUAUGGUCAUUCGGAGUCGAGAAUGGAAACCUAGAGAUGGUGAUUUACUGCGUUCCUUGUCAUUGCGCCCGGACAAGGUCGAUAGAUUUGGAAACGAUCCGGACCAGUAUUGGAGGAUCGCUUACGGGAGAAAGAAUCUCAUCGGAACAUAUGAGAAGCUGUACGUGAAAUCUACCCGACUCAAAUUGCCCUUGGACUCGGAGUUGCUGACAGAAAUUCCGCCCUGGCUUCUAAUGAACUACGGAUGGACUACGCGACAUAUGCACGUGCUCAAGAACUACAAGGUCUCGGGGCACUACGAGUUGCCUGAGGGCUACGGGCUGGUUUAUGUCCCCACCAACGCCCUUGUGGAAGAUACGCUUGGCCGUGAACAGCUCGACCAAAUCAUCACCCCGUCCUAUGACUUGGCGGGUGGUAUCAUCGCCAUCAUCCAGAUCUUUUUUGCCUGCUCUACCUUAUAUCAGUCUCGCGGAUACCAGAUUAAUGUAUAUGGCUAUGCGGCUUUUGGUUUCACGGUGCUACCGUAUCUCUUCAUGUCGCUUGUGAAUCUGAUAGCGAACUGUGUCGCACCCAACUAUUCCCAACUCCAUCUCGUUCAUACAGAGAUUAUGGAGGAAGCUAUCCAACGAGGUGGCAAUUUCACUCACGUGGUGGGCAAGCUGGAGAGUGAGCCUCUCCAUGUAAAAAGCCUUGUGGUUUUCCUUGGGGCGUUCCGACAAAAUGGGAAUGAGAUGCAAUGUCGCCUCGGAGAGAAACUAUACAUGCAUAAUUCUACUGAGCCGAUGUCUUGCGAUUCCUUGUAUAAGUCCGAGCAUAAACAGUAUCUUGAUACAGAUACAUACAAGGAUGCAGAGAAUAGUGUUUCUGCACUGCCGUCCGAGAACACGACGAGAGGGAAGGAAAGCGAGGAAGAGAAGAAGAAUGGAGAAAACAGAUUGGAGCUAGACGCACCGGUUUGCCCCAUCCUCAUCAACCCUGCUUGUUACUGCUUCAAGCUCGCCUACCAGAAUACAUCCUCCACGAGUAUUUUGCAUCGCAAUCGACACUAUGGCCCAAGGUCGACCUUGUUCGCGGCUGCGGUAUGGGUCAUCGCCGCUCUGUCCCUGAUUCCCAUCGGUAUCAUGUCGGGCUUCAAAGCCAAUGAUAGCACCCUGGCUCAAAGGGUGUGGUUGAUGGCUUGGUAUGCUGUCGGCAUUGUUUCGGUCUCGAAUCCCUUCUUCUCCGACUGGAUUGUCGGCCGCGGAUAUGACAGAGCAAUCGAGAUACGGAGCCACAUGAAGGAGCAUUCAGGCACUAACAAGACAUCCACCGGGUUCACAUGGAUAAGGGGGUCUAUCUUUUCGAUGAUCUCUCUUCUAGGCUAUCUUGCUCUCUUUGCCACGCCGGCUAUUGGGCGAUUCGUGGUAGUGGGGCAGCAACUACUGGCCUAUGGAUCUUGCACUGGACUUUGA
Molecule: messenger RNA, 1812 nt
Organism: Penicillium chermesinum
Lineage: Eukaryota; Fungi; Ascomycota; Eurotiomycetes; Eurotiales; Aspergillaceae
Exons: 2
Coding region: 1-1812 (603 amino acids)
Source: RefSeq, a predicted model, not a curated record